This is a messenger RNA of Thlaspi arvense, 948 nucleotides long. Lineage: Eukaryota; Viridiplantae; Streptophyta; Magnoliopsida; Brassicales; Brassicaceae. The record is from the annotation of a GenBank genome assembly.
AUGGCACGCUCGAAUGUUCCCAAAUUUGGAAACUGGGAAGGUGAGGAGAAUGUUCCUUACACAGCUUACUUUGACAAAGCUCGUAAGGCUCGAGCUCCUCCUGGAGGCAAAGUAACGAACCCGAACGACCCCGAAUACAACUCGGAUCCGCAGCCUCCUCCUUCCAAGACCAGGCCUGAGCAAGCUGAACCGGUUAGAAGAUCACGUGAGCAUAUGAGAAGCCGGGAAGAGAGCGAGUUGAAGCAGUUUAGUGAUGGUGGUGGCUCGUCAAACGAAGCUGCUAACAAAAGACAAGGAAGGGCUUCUCAGAACAAUAGUUAUGAUAAGUCUCCGUUGCAUAAGAAUUCAUAUGAUGGCACUGGAAGAUCCAAGCCCAAACCCAACGUUAGAGCUGAUGAAAGCCCUGAAAAAGUGACGGUGGUGCCGAAAUUCGGAGACUGGGACGAGAAUAACCCAGCUUCAGCGGAUGGUUACACGCACAUCUUCAACAAAGUCCGAGAAGAGAGGAGCUCCGGAGCAAAUGUGAGUGGAUCUUCAAGAACACCGACUCACACAAGCUCUCGUAGUAACCCUUCCAACACUUUCAAAUGUUGCUGCUUUGGCUUUGGAGGAAAAUGAAAGGAAACGUUUUGUUUCCGGAAGAUUUGUAUAUAGAUUAUCGAGAAAAUCAGUGUGUAAUUUUAUCGGUUUUUAAUGGCAGACUCGUUCAAGCUUCUUUAGAUGAAUAAGGAGGCAUCAGCCUCAGUUGCUUAAGAUCUUAUAGUAUAAAUGUAUGUAUAUUUUGUAAUUUUUCGUAAUACACUUUUGGUGUUUUCAUUACAGUUUUAGACCAGACCUGCUUGCAGAUUCACUAUAUCCUGGUACGGCCUGACCAAUUUGGUUAACCGAUUUGAUUCAAAACAAAGAUACUUGGUUAUCUCUAUGGAGUAAUCUCAAACUCAAAAACGG